UCAGCUUUAAAGAGAGAGAGGAGGAGGAACCUUGAGAGACGUCGGUCGCGACUGCAUGGAUUGUCAUUAUCGCUGCUCUCGCCAAGAGCGUCGAAUCUGCUGCUUUAAAGGCGGAGCUUGGCUAGUGUGGUUAAAGAAAGAUGGCGUCGGUCUGGGAUGAAGCGGAGGAUGGCAUCGGCGAGGAGGUCCUGAAGAUGUCCACGGAAGAGAUCGUGCAGAGGACCCGCCUGCUGGACAGCGAAAUCAAGAUCAUGAAGAGUGAGGUGCUGAGAGUAACCCAUGAGCUGCAAGCCAUGAAAGAUAAGAUCAAAGAGAACAGUGAGAAGAUAAAAGUAAACAAAACACUGCCAUAUCUUGUUUCCAAUGUCAUAGAGCUGCUAGAUGUUGAUCCCAAUGACCAAGAGGAGGAUGGAGCAAAUAUUGACCUUGAUUCUCAAAGGAAGGGCAAGUGUGCUGUGAUCAAGACCUCUACUCGUCAGACUUAUUUCCUGCCUGUGAUUGGGUUGGUUGAUGCUGAAAAACUGAAGCCUGGAGAUCUGGUGGGAGUGAACAAGGACUCUUACCUGAUUCUGGAGACCCUGCCCACAGAGUAUGACUCACGGGUCAAAGCCAUGGAGGUGGACGAGAGGCCUACAGAGCAGUACAGUGAUAUUGGGGGACUGGAUAAACAGAUCCAAGAGCUGGUAGAAGCUAUUGUCUUGCCAAUGAAUCAUAAAGAAAAAUUUGAAAACCUGGGUAUCCAGCCUCCUAAAGGGGUCCUCAUGUAUGGACCUCCAGGAACAGGAAAGACACUUUUAGCAAGAGCAUGUGCUGCACAGACAAAGGCUACAUUCUUGAAGCUGGCUGGCCCACAAUUGGUGCAGAUGUUCAUUGGAGAUGGAGCCAAAUUAGUGCGAGAUGCCUUUGCGUUAGCCAAGGAGAAAGCACCUUCUAUUAUCUUUAUUGAUGAACUUGAUGCCAUUGGCACAAAAAGAUUUGACAGUGAAAAGGCUGGUGAUCGGGAAGUACAGAGGACCAUGUUGGAAUUGCUGAACCAGCUUGAUGGAUUCCAACCCAACACACAAGUCAAGGUGAUUGCUGCAACUAACCGUGUGGAUAUCCUAGACCCUGCUCUACUCCGCUCAGGGCGACUGGAUCGCAAGAUUGAGUUUCCAAUGCCCAAUGAGGAGGCUAGAGCCAGAAUUAUGCAGAUCCAUUCACGCAAGAUGAAUGUCAGCCCUGAUGUGAAUUAUGAAGAGCUGGCUCGUUGCACAGAUGACUUCAAUGGGGCACAGUGCAAGGCUGUGUGUGUGGAAGCGGGGAUGAUUGCCUUACGGCAUGGAGCUACAGAGCUUACCCAUGAAGAUUACAUGGAAGGAAUCUUGGAAGUCCAGGCCAAGAAGAAAGCCAAUCUGCAAUAUUAUGCCUGAUUCUUGCACCUGAAGCUAAUUGUUCAGGCUUUGGCUGAGAAACCAGGAUCAAGAGUUGGAUCUGGAACUUUCUUACUUUCUAUAUUACCUGAUGG
Messenger RNA from Zootoca vivipara (common lizard), 1504 nucleotides. It is a transcript of the gene PSMC3, whose product is annotated as proteasome 26S subunit, ATPase 3. Gene Ontology annotation, molecular function: ATP hydrolysis activity; ATP binding. Lineage: Eukaryota; Metazoa; Chordata; Lepidosauria; Squamata; Lacertidae. The record is from RefSeq and is a predicted model, not a curated record.